UGAGCUACCCCGACCUGUGUCCUGCGGCUGGGCCGGGCCUGAGUCCUCCCAGGGCCCGGGUCGGACGGUUUGCCGAGUCCCUGUGCGGCCGCCAUGGACAACUCCGGGAAGGAAGCGGAGGCGAUGGCGCUGCUGGCCGAGGCGGAGCGCAAGGUGAAGAAUUCGCAGUCCUUCUUCUCCGGCCUCUUCGGAGGCUCAUCCAAAAUCGAGGAAGCCUGUGAGAUCUACGCCCGAGCUGCAAACAUGUUCAAAAUGGCCAAAAACUGGAGCGCUGCCGGGAACGCGUUCUGCCAGGCAGCCCAGCUGCACCUGCAGCUUCAGAGCAAGCACGAUGCUGCCACCUGCUUCGUGGAUGCUGGCAAUGCCUUCAAGAAAGCUGACCCACAAGAGGCCAUUAACUGUCUCAUGAGAGCCAUCGAGAUUUACACGGACAUGGGCCGCUUCACGAUCGCAGCGAAGCAUCACAUCUCCAUUGCAGAAGUCUACGAGACGGAGCUGGUGGACAUCGAGAAGGCCAUUGCGCACUACGAGCAGUCCGCAGACUACUACAAGGGCGAGGAGUCCAACAGCUCAGCCAACAAGUGUCUGUUGAAGGUGGCCGGCUACGCCGCGCAGCUGGAGCAGUACCAGAAGGCCGUGGACAUCUACGAGCAGGUGGGGACCAGCGCCAUGGACAGCCCCCUCCUCAAGUACAGCGCCAAGGACUACUUCUUCAAGGCGGCCCUCUGCCACUUCUGCAUCGACAUGCUCAAUGCCAAGCUGGCCGUCCAGAAGUACGAGGAGCUAUUCCCUGCCUUCUCCGAGUCCCGAGAGUGCAAGCUGAUGAAGAAGCUGCUAGAUGCCCAUGAGGAACAGAACGUGGACAGCUACACCGAGGCGGUGAAGGAGUACGAUGCCAUCUCCCGGCUGGACCAGUGGCUCACCACCAUGCUGCUGCGCAUCAAGAAGACCAUCCAGGGCGAUGAGGAGGACCUGCGUUAGGCCCCGCCCAGCCUGGACCUGACUCCGCCCCUGCUCCUGGGCCCUGCCCCGACCCCCACUCCAGUGAGGAGCCAGUGGGAGACGUGGGGCCGAGACCUUGGCUCAAGACCGUUCCUUCCCACCCCACCCCACCCCACCAGAGGGGUUUCCCAGACCAAAGCCGUGGCCACGUGGGCUCAGGAGACCAGGACUGCUGGCUGGCGGUCGCUUUCUGCCCUUGCCUCACCCCUGCCCGUUUAUUUAAGCACCCCUGGUGCCCUUCUCUAAGCCCCGAAAGCCAGCUGUACAGAACCUCCCAUACAGAGCAGUUUGCUGGGGGUGCUGGCAGAGCUGGGAAUCAGCACCUGACCUCCCAUUUCCAGACAGCAUCCCCCAGCUGAGCUCUGAGCACUGUAGCUGCUGCCCGCCAGGAAGGGCUCCUGACUGCGCCCAGGAUCCCUGCUCCCUUUAGCUCCAGCCUCUCAGGUUAGACUCACGAGGGUCCUCCAGCACCACCACCUCUUCCCCUAGCGCUUGGAGGUUCUGUCGGGGCAGCUGCAGCUCCCCCAGCAAGAAAAUAGAGUCGACACUUUUG
Molecule: messenger RNA, 1555 nt
Organism: Echinops telfairi (small Madagascar hedgehog)
Lineage: Eukaryota; Metazoa; Chordata; Mammalia; Afrosoricida; Tenrecidae
Gene: NAPA
Product: NSF attachment protein alpha
Exons: 11
Coding region: 94-981 (295 amino acids)
Biological process (GO): intracellular protein transport; SNARE complex disassembly; regulation of synaptic vesicle priming
Cellular component (GO): vacuolar membrane; synaptobrevin 2-SNAP-25-syntaxin-1a complex; terminal bouton
Molecular function (GO): soluble NSF attachment protein activity; syntaxin binding
Source: RefSeq, a predicted model, not a curated record